Messenger RNA from Plutella xylostella (diamondback moth), 1516 nucleotides. RefSeq names its product Dihydrouridine synthase 2 (gene Dus2). Gene Ontology annotation, cellular component: cytoplasm. The record is from RefSeq and is a predicted model, not a curated record. Gene Ontology annotation, biological process: tRNA dihydrouridine synthesis. Lineage: Eukaryota; Metazoa; Arthropoda; Insecta; Lepidoptera; Plutellidae. Gene Ontology annotation, molecular function: tRNA binding; tRNA dihydrouridine synthase activity.
GUCGAUUUGUAGGUUAUGUUAUUAUGUUUUUAUUCAAAACUUAGAGUGAAAUUUUUAGGUAUCUAUAUUAUUAUUAAGCUAUUUUACCCAUAGAAAUAAUAAAACUAACUUUAUAAUUUUAACACAGUUAAUAUAUAAAUAGAACAGACCGAAAAUGGUAAUUUACGAGGACAAAAUUAUUCUUGCUCCUAUGGUUCGAAUCGGGACUCUGCCAAUGCGCUUGCUUGCUUUACGAUACGGGGCCGAUCUCGUCUAUUCAGAAGAAUUGAUUGACUGGAAGUUUUUAAGAUCUAAGAGGACAGUAAAUGACAUCCUACGUACAGUUGACUAUGUUGAUCAAACUGAUGGCACCAUUGUGUUUAGGACAUGUAAUGAAGAAAAAGAAAAAGUUAUUCUACAGUUAGGAACAUGUGAUGCGGGGCGGGCUUUAAAAGUUGCUAAACUUGUUGAGAAUGAUGUAGCUGCAAUUGAUAUAAACAUGGGAUGCCCAAAGGAGUUCUCUAUUAAAGGUGGAAUGGGAGUGGCUCUCUUGGCACAGCCAGACAAAGCAUACAACAUUCUUAAAACAUUAGUUGACAAUCUGUCUAUACCAGUAACUUGUAAAAUAAGGAUUCAAGAGACACCUGAGAAGACUCUUGAGCUGGUGGAAAAGUUGGCUAGUUCAGGAAUAUCAGCUAUUGGCAUCCACGGCCGCACUCGGGACGAGAGGCCCCAGCAUGCAGUACAUACUGAUUUUAUUAAAUAUGUGUCUCAGAGAAUAUCUAUACCAGUUAUUGCUAAUGGUGGUUCUAAAGAAAUAGAAAAAUAUGGUGAUAUUUUCAAGUUCAAAGAUCUUUGUGGUAGCAGCAGUGUGAUGUUGGCUCGAGCUGCAGAAUGGAACUGCUCCAUAUUCAGAAAAGAAGGCCUUCUACCUAUGGACACUGUUAUCAAAGAUUAUCUCAAACUGGCUGUGGAUUAUGACAACUCUCCAUCUAACACCAAAUACUGCAUUCAGAAUAUACUAAGGGAAUUGCAAGACACACCUAGAGGAAGGCAGUUUUUGGAUUGCCAAACAUUAAAACAAAUGUGUGCAAUAUGGGAUUUAGAAGAUUACUGUUUUAAGAAACAAUCAGAGUACCACAAUAUGGGUAUAGCCAGUCGUUGGCAAGUCAAUCCUAUCAACUUAGAACCACCAAAUAAGAAAUGCAAAACUGAAGACACUAAUACUGAUAUUAUUCAAAGCAAGGUAUGUUUCAUAAGAGCCAACUUUACAGAUGUAAGUUUACCAAAAAGUAGGCUUCAUGUGUGGGCAGGAAAGAAUGACCUAAAAUUACCAACUUAUGAGACUCAACAAGUGGAAAAGUUAUUCCAAACUGUGUUAACAUUUGAUGGCAAAAAAUAUUCAUCCACUUUUUGGGAAAAGAACAAAAAGUUCGCUGAGCAAGGAGCUGCACUAGUAUGUUUAAAUGCCCUGGGAAUAGUGACAGAAGAGGAGUUGCUAAAAAUGGGGAGCAUAAUAAAGUAGUCCAAGAUACUA